This is a messenger RNA of Drosophila miranda, 2267 nucleotides long. RefSeq names its product basic helix-loop-helix neural transcription factor TAP (gene tap). The record is from RefSeq and is a predicted model, not a curated record. Gene Ontology annotation, molecular function: protein dimerization activity. Bases 205 to 1440 code for a protein of 411 amino acids. NCBI's taxonomy places the organism in Eukaryota, Metazoa, Arthropoda, Insecta, Diptera, Drosophilidae. The transcript has a single exon.
GCACUCCUUGCCAGCUUUUAGUUGGUGCGGGCACGCGAGACACUGAGAAACACCCAGCGACACUGUCCUCUCUGAAAGUGAAAAACGGAAAUCAUAAAUCGGAAUUGGGAGGCGUGAAAUGCGCGUAGCGACUGUUGGAUAGAGCAUAAACACAGAUACAGAUCAAGGAUAUAGUUUAUACAGAACGGAAAUCGAGAACAGAUCAUGGCUGCUUGUUAUAAUGCCUACAGUGCUCCCUCUCAAUCCUUCGAGUUCGACGAGGACGAUGACGAUGCAUCUUUCGACAGCGGCUACGAAAAGAGCUUCGAGACGGAGGCCCAGGUCAGCUCCCGGAGGCGUCUGGAUUUCGAUGAGACGUACAACAGUGCAGCGGCCGGGCCGGCGGCGCCUUUGGCCUAUGCCGGCACCUGGGACACAGCCCCGAUCAACUCACCGCCGGCAGGAUUUGUGGGCCUGCUGGACACGAGCAGCAACCACAGCACGCGCAGCGGCCGCACCCUAGUGGAGCACCUGAACAGCCGUGCCACUGGCGGAGGCUUCGAGCCGCAACUGACCAGCACACCAAUGAAGUCGCCGGAAGAUCCGGAUGCACCGCGGCCCAAGCGCAAAUAUGCCGUCGGCAAGAACCGCGUCACCCGUUCGCGCAGCCCCACACAGGUGGUGCGCAUCAAGAAGUUCCGUCGAAUGAAGGCCAACGACCGGGAGCGCAACCGGAUGCACAGCCUUAACGAUGCGCUGGAGAAGCUGCGGGUGACGCUGCCCUCUCUGCCCGAGGAGACAAAGCUCACGAAGAUCGAGAUACUUCGGUUCGCCCACAACUACAUAUUUGCUCUGGAGCAGGUGCUGGAGAGCGGGAACACCGUCAACCUGGACCUAGAGAAGCUGCAGAACUUCACAUUGAGCGGAGAGCGCAUUACGAAGGAGCUUUUCGACGCCCUCUUCGUGAACCCGCAGCCAUUCCCCAUGUUUGGUUGCGGUCGGAUGUUUCCUUACGGCCAGACGCAGCAGCCUCCUCUGUCACAGCAUUCUGAAGCACAUUCAGAUCCUCUUCCCCAUCCUCAUCCCCAUCAGCCGCAGAUGGUUCCCUUUCAGCCGGGAAUUGAUUACCCUUCAGCAGCGCCUCAUCCUCAUCCCCAACAUCCAACUGGCUUCGACUUCGGCAGCAGCAUGCGGUAUUAUCAGCAUCAUCCACAGGAGCCGAACCCGCAGCAGACGCCACCCGCUGGCCAGUUCUCGCAGGAGAAAUAUGAUCUGUUCCGAGGAAGCUUCGAGGCAGCUGCCAAUCUGCCGUCUUCAGCCACGGAACCAGCAAUGCACCAGCAGAGCAGCUUCUACACGCAGACGCCGCCCUGGAAGGAGUACCCAGAGGAGCAGCCCAAUCACCAUCCACAGCUCCAUCCAUAUCCACACAGCUAUAAGCAAUUUGCCCCCCAGGUAUAGCACAGUCCUGGGGGUAUAUUUUGCGUUUAAAAGCGUUCAGAGCGUGAUAGAUUGAGACAAAGAUUGUGAAGAUUUGCAGGAAACUGAUCCAUGGAAAUACGCAAUAGAUGAUCUCGUGACUGACUUUGGGUAAACAAAAGCCAAAAAGUUACUGGCGAGAAUCCUCUAAGUAUUUGCCUGUAUCACUUUCCGAGAAGCUCCAACAAUCAGUUGAUAUUUGUAUUAGGUGAACCACUAAACUGAAUGCAAGGAUAUGGCUUUAUUCGAUUUGGAAUCUUCCAAGACCCACUACAACUUUAGCUGAUGCUUGGACUCAAUUUAGACUAAUUUAGAGGCGGAUCCGCAACAGAAGAAUCAAUGUUCAUAUAAGAAACACUCUCCAUAGUUAAGCUCAUUCAACAAACCAUUCCAUUACAAACUUCGAAUCUUUAUUGGUUUCUUUGUUGUAGAUCUCAGGGGAAUAUUUUAGCAAAGAAUGCUUCAAAGGACAAGCAUUCCUUUCCUCAAAAUAUUCCAUAUCCUAUUAACUAUUUAGUACAAGUCGGUUGUCCAUAGAACGAAUAUGUACCUUUGCCAUCGUAGACAUAAGCGUAAUCUAAGGUACCACCACAAUCACCAAAAAUUUACCAUGUAUUAGGUAUCACCAGGAAACUGUACAAUCGAUAGACUAUAUAGAUUACACCAGAUGCUGUAUCAGUUAUUGCAAUGCAAAGAAAGCGAGCUAGUCAGGACUAAAAAUUUAUCGUGAUAAGAUUGAAUUUCGAUGUAAAGCCAUAAAGAACUAUUUACUAUUUUUUUUUUCUAAUAAAGUUGAUGAUCAAAACGAA